Molecule: messenger RNA, 2736 nt
Organism: Ilyonectria robusta
Lineage: Eukaryota; Fungi; Ascomycota; Sordariomycetes; Hypocreales; Nectriaceae
Product: origin recognition complex subunit 4 C-terminus-domain-containing protein
Exons: 4
Coding region: 228-2597 (789 amino acids)
Biological process (GO): DNA replication initiation; DNA replication
Cellular component (GO): nucleus; nuclear origin of replication recognition complex
Molecular function (GO): ATP hydrolysis activity; DNA replication origin binding
Source: RefSeq, a predicted model, not a curated record
UGAGAUGCAAUUAUGGGGUCUGUUCGACUAACGGGUUUCUUUAGCUCGGCGCGUCUAACGCGUCCCACUUCCGGCGCUCUGACCCACGCUGCCAAUCGACGGUAGCUCCGUGAAAGAAGCGAGCGACUCGACACUCGACAACGCAGCCCGAUGCAAUGCCGAUGCCGAUGCCGGAACUUGCGACGAAGCUGACGUGACAGCUGUCUUCCCCUUUCCAUAUCCUCACCAUGGACGUCGACGCCACCCCGAACGGCCGAAAACGAGCCCACUCACAAGCUGAUGAAGUUGCUCCGACUCCCGCCUCCGUCAAGAAGCGCCGACUCGACGACCUCUCCACCGAAUCGCCAUCAUCGACGCCAAAAGCUCUGAGUGCGAUUGCCUCCGCGAUCUCUGGUGUCUUUGGAUAUGGACAGAAGACCCAGCAGCCCACGAAUGGCAGUGCCCAAGUACCUACCUCCGACCACCCGUCCGAAGUUCAACAACCACCGCCGCCUCAAUCACAACCACAGCCAAAACCUGCCAUUUUCCGCCCGGCAAUCAAGGGGUUCGCAUUGAAAGGCACGAUAUGGGAUGAUGGGGAGGAACGUCGCCCAGUCCUACCGAAGAAGAUCGGCCCUGGCAGGCCGCCCAAGGCGGCCACUCCAAAGAAAGCCCCUGCGCCAAGGGGCAGGCCUCGGAAAAAGAAGAUUCAAGAUGUUGUCGAGCCCGAGAAUAGGGGGGAUAACCUCGGCGUCUCCCCCUCAAAGGCACAAGCAGGCGAACACGACACCGCCGAUGAAUUGUCAACGAAUUCUAUGCAGAAGCUGCUUUCAGCUCGCAAACCCGCGCCAAAGGGGAUCAUGACUCCAACAAAGAAGCGAGGCCCCCGGAGUCGGAAGAGCGUGACAUUUGGCUCCGGGAAAGAUGUCAACGGGGAGGUAUAUUUCGAAGACUUGCCCAUGAAACCACGAGGCCGCAAGCCUGCUGUGCCUGCGGCAGACGAGAUCGUCUGCGAGAUCUGCUCGAAGCCUGAUUCCAAGGCACCAAACCAGAUCAUCCUAUGCGACAACUGCGACUUUGCAGUCCACCAGGAAUGUUACGAGGUUCCAGAAAUCCCCGAGGGUGAUUGGUUAUGUAAAUCAUGCGCGCAGGAGGAUGUAUUGAAAACGCCAAAGAAGACCGAGGAUGCUGAUGAAACAACCGUUACUGCUGCUGCUGUCGCCGCUGCCGCUGCCGCUGCCGCUGAGGUUCCCGAUAUCCCGAAUCUCGAUCAGCAUGUCAGGACAUUGCAAAGAGUCCUCGUGGACCGGUGUACAGGACGAAGGCGGAUAAAAAUGUUCGGGCAGCAAGAGGCACACGAAAAGGUUCAUCAACUAAUUGAGCAGACGGUUGUUGCUGGUGAGGGAAACUCGAUGCUUGUAAUCGGAGCGAGGGGCUGCGGAAAGACGGUGCUCCUGGAGACCAUUAUUUCGGACUUGUCACAACAACAUCGGCGUGAUUUCCAUGUGGUCCGACUGAACGGCUUCAUUCAUACCGACGACAAAUUGGCCUUGAAGGAGAUCUGGCGACAACUCGGCAAGGAAAUGGAGGUUGAAGAUGACCUCGUGAACAGAACCAACUACGCAGACACCAUGGCGUCGCUGCUCGCUCUCCUGUCACAUCCGUCCGAGAUCCUGGGCACAGACGAGGGUGUCACGUCGCAGUCCAUCGUUUUCAUCAUUGACGAGUUUGACAUGUUUGCAUCGCACCCUCGACAAACACUCUUGUACAACUUGUUCGACGUUGCGCAAUCCCGAAAAGCGCCCAUCGCUGUGGUAGGUUGUACUACUCGGUUGGACGUUGUGGAAAUGCUUGAGAAGCGAGUCAAGAGUCGGUUCAGUCACCGUUAUGUCUAUCUCUCACUGCCAAGGGCAUUACCAUUAUACUGGCAGAUGUGCAAGCAAGGGUUGAUGGUAGAGGACAAUGAUGCUAGGAAGGAGGGUAUCGAUACGAGCCUCGAGGGACACGAUGAGUUCCAAAAGUACUGGAGCCACAAGAUCGAGGCACUAUACAAGGAACGAACAUUCCAAGAUUUGCUUCAGUACCACUACUACACGACCAAGUCAGUCUCGGCAUUCCUGACCGAGUGGAUCCUGGCUCUGUCGUCCCUCUCAGGAAAGGAUGUGACACUGAAGAUACCACCCGUACAAGGGGACGUCGACUCGCUCACGCCGCCCGACUCUCGGCUACACCUCCUGUCGACUUUGGCGGAUCUCGACCUGGGGCUCCUCAUCGCAGCGGCCCGUCUGGACAUUGUAGCACACACGGACACGGUCAACCUCGCGAUGGCGUACGACGAGUACAGCUCGCUGAUGGGCAAGCAGCGAGUGCAGUCGGCAACAUCGGGUAUGCUGGCUGUAGGUGGUGGUGUUCGCGUCUGGAGCCGUGGCGUUGCGGGCAUCGCAUGGGAACGCCUCAUCUCGCUCGGACUGCUGGUACCCGCCGGCAUUGGAGGGGCCCGAUCGCUAGGACAUGGCGGACUGGAAGGCAAAAUGUGGAAGGUGGAUGUGGCCCUGGAAGAGAUACCCGCUGCGGUGAAGCUGAGCACUGUGUUGGCAAGGUGGUGCCGGGAGAUUUAGACGUGUACUAUGUAGCAAUACCAGGUGACAAAACGCCGAUGGAGACUAAGCGAUGGGCCAGCCAGCUGGUUAGUGUAUAUCCAGGCCCGGUUCUGUAUGUAUGAAUAAGAAUAAGAGUAAACAUAUGAGCCACACACAU